This is a messenger RNA of Schistosoma haematobium, 810 nucleotides long. RefSeq lists its product as uncharacterized. The transcript is spliced from 2 exons. The record is from RefSeq and is a predicted model, not a curated record. Bases 9 to 491 code for a protein of 160 amino acids. Lineage: Eukaryota; Metazoa; Platyhelminthes; Trematoda; Strigeidida; Schistosomatidae.
GAGGAAUUAUGACUGAUGCUGGCGAGUCAUCUCGUGUGAUUUUGAUCCCGAUUGAUGGCAGUGAUCAUUGUGAUCGAGCAUUUCGUUGGUACUUGGAAAAUAUGAAACGUGACACUGACUGCAUAACAUUUGUACACGUAAUAGAGCCAGUUUAUAACACUCCAGCCAUUGGAAUGACAAUGGAAUCUCCUCCAAUACCUGACAUGACACGAGUUAUGGAAGAAAGCAUUGAACAAGGUAAAAAGCUUGGUCAGAAGUAUAUGCACGAAGCUAAAAGUCACAAGCUCAAUGCUAAGGCGUUUUUACAUGUUGAUACCAAACCUGGUAGCUCUCUGGUAAAAGCAAUUUCAGACCAUAAGGCAAACGUUAUUCUGAUGGGCAAUCGUGGUCUUGGAGCUAUUCGUCGUACAUUCUUGGGGAGUGUUAGCGAUUAUGUACUUCACCACGCUCAUAUUCCCGUAGUUAUCGUCCCACCUCAAGAGAGGCAGUAACUUUUUCUUCAAUUAUAAUAUCCAUUCUCCACUUAAGAGUUAGAAACUAUUACUUUGUAAUGUAUCGUCUUUCAAUAUGAGAUUAUCGAUACUUUGAAUUUAGUUAAUUUAUACAUACUACCUGUGAUAUUUUAUAAACGACAAAUUAUAUUAAAACAAGAUACGUUGCUUAGUUACUGUCGAGUAUUUUGACAACGCUGUGUAUAAUGCACCAACAAGAUUUACAUUUUUACUGAAAAUCAUAUGACAUAUUUAAUUUCAGCCAUAAUGAAGAAAAACUUUUUUCAAUGGUAGAAAUACAAUAAAUAUUAUCGAUUAA